CACUUCAAUGCUCUUAAAAUGGUUGUCUCAAACUGGUACGAUGAAAACAGAUGUCUUAGUAUGUUGAAAGUGUUGUUCAGAGAAAAGGUGGACAAUGUGAAACUAGCAGAAAUAAAUAAUACGAUAGACUUGCUGAAUGAAUUGGUUGUACAUGGUAAGCUGAGUGCAGAGGAUCCUACUCUACUGUAUGACACCAUCAGAAUAACUGGACAUUUUGCUCUUCAAAAGAAGAUCCAGGAAACACUGCCAUCAUUCCCGGAUGUUAAAGAAGGAACCAUUUCAACAAGUUUCACAGCACACAGACAAAAACUAAUGAAAUUGGGGAAGACUUUGACUACAGUUAACGUGGCGCAGAUCGACGGAUUGUAUAAUACACCUCGUAAGAUGUAUACCGACAGUUGGAGUAUGAUCACUAAUCUAGAAGACAGACGUAAAAUCAACGAAGGAAAUAUGACGGAUUUCAUUAAUUCUUUGUCACUGCUUGAGCUUCCUCUGGCAUUGACCGCAUUGACAGAAGAGCUUAAAUUCACGCAUCGGAUUGAAGUAGAAUUUGAUCAACAAGGAAUAUCAGAACCACACCCAAGUGUCUGCAUGGAGAACUAUCAGUGGACGGCUUCAUUCAACUGCUAGAUGUCGUGUCGUCGUGGUGGGAACGACACGGAAGCGUUAAUUAUGCUGAACUGUAUUCCAGUAACCACGUCACAUGAGCUGAAAAAACCAAUCAUAAUCUUUCGAUUGCUCUUGGGUAAUGGACUUACUAGUCACACAAACAUUGAUGUUCUUGCCGGUGACAAAACUGGCUUGUCACCGGCGCUGGAGUCUAAUAUUGGAACUAGAAAACAGAAAAAUACUAACUGUACACACAAAAGAAAAAUGUAUUAAUGCUUAUGGAACGUGAAAUAAUAGUCGAAGCUGAAACACUUAACACGUUCUAAAUUGGUGUAAAUAUUUUUUUUUAAUCCAAAUAAUUAUAUAUAUUGAACUCAACUUUUACAUUUGGAAUUUGAGAAAAUAAUUUAUACCAAUAGCUUAUCUUCAUUCCAAAUAAGUUUGUUUUAAGGCAAUUCUAAAAGAUAUGUACACCCAUAUACCAUGAUUCUGGUAUUGCACCAUCCCGCUUGUGUAAUGAUAUUGAAAUGGUUUUGACCAGCAUGGUGCCCGAAAUAUGCCCACUCACAUUUAAAGUUACUCUGUAAUGAAUGGCUUAUUGAAAAUCGCUGUAGCAAAAAUGUUGGAACAAAAUUUCUAUAACAAUUGAAAAGGGUCCGUUCUGGAUUUUAAGAAAAUUGAUUAUAAGAAGAAAUUUCCCUAAUUAUCGAUUAAGCUAUCCGUCGACUGCUUUGGCGACGCUGAUUGGUCAGUUGAAUCAGAGAGUACUGUGUAGAGAUUGUAUGGAAACCAGGCGCCAGUGUUAACCUUUUUUUAAAAUAAUUCAAAUGUCAAUGACAUUUUCCUGUUCUUUGUAUUAAUUGUUGUUUUGUUAGUCUUCUUAAUAAUUAAUUGUGUAAAUAAUAAAUGGUGACGAUGUUAACCUAGAGUAGAUUAAUGAUCAAGAGAAUCAGAACUUGGUAGAGUAUUAUUGGUACACAAGCUUUCGUCCACCCAGUCUGAACGAAAGGUGUAAAAGAAUGAAAGUGACAUAGAUUUAGAGUUUAUGAUUUCAAUUCUAGUUGUAUUUAAUUGGUUGGGGUGGGCUGUAACUUGAGAGAAAUAUUCAUUACAGUGGAGGUAGUUAGCAAUGGCUUUGAUUAUACAAGUAACGAAAAGUAUUUAUAUAAUUAAAAAACUCGGGUGCAAAAUGCA
Anneissia japonica is the source of this 1803-nucleotide messenger RNA. RefSeq lists its product as uncharacterized. The transcript is spliced from 3 exons. The coding region runs from base 19 to 630 and encodes 203 amino acids. Gene Ontology annotation, biological process: regulation of apoptotic process. Gene Ontology annotation, molecular function: protein binding. Lineage: Eukaryota; Metazoa; Echinodermata; Crinoidea; Comatulida; Comatulidae. The record is from RefSeq and is a predicted model, not a curated record.